AUGUCUCUUCCCACCACCGCCCGCGUCUUUCGUCGCAAUGAAGCUAGAGACAACAUCGAGCAAUCCACCGAGCCCCUCCCCAAGGAGCUCAAACCCACCGAGGUCCUCAUCCAGAUCCAUGCUGUCUCGCUCAACUUCCGCGAUGUCGCAAUGAUCCACGACCGAUACCCCGCUCCCCACGAUCACCGUGGAAUCCCUUGCUCUGACGCCGGCGCCACCGUUAUCGCAGUAGGAGACGCAGUCACAGACUUCAGGAAGGGUGAUCACGUCUCCCCUACUUUCCGCUGGAACACCCCAGACGGUGAGAUGAGAGCACUGGGUGGAGACUUCGAUGGCGUUCUCCGCGACUAUGCCGUCUACGAAUCUGACGCACUGGUCAAGAACCCCGAUCACCUGUCCUACGAAGAAGCCUCCACCAUCGCCUGCGCUGGAACCACAGCUUGGACCUCUCUGGCCCAAGAUGACCCCAAGAAAGCUGCAAACAUCAAGACCGCUCUGAUGCAAGGCACCGGCGGCGUCUCACUCUUCUCACUCCUUCUCUGUCUUCCUCUCGGUAUAACACCUAUCAUGACAUCCUCCUCGGACGAAAAGCUCGCCGGUCUUCAGAAGCUCGCAAAAGAUGGUCAGAAGAUCCACUCCAUCAAUUACCGCAACACCCCCGACUGGGCCGAAGAAGCGCUCAAGCUCACAGAUGGCAAAGGCGUAGACGUCCUCGUCAACAAUGUCGGCACCUCCUCCAUGGAUCAAUCCUUCAAAGCACUCAAACGCUUCGGCACCAUCUCUCUUGUCGGCUUCCUCGGCGGCACCCCUGAAAAAAUGCCCGAUGUCACCAUGGCAAUCUUGAUGAAGUCUGCACAUGUGCAGGGUAUCGCUACGGGAACAAAACAAGAUCAUCAAGAUCUGUGCAACUUUCUGGCCGACAAGAAGGUGGAUCUAAAACCUACCAUUGACCAAGUGUUCGGGUUUGACGACUCACCGAAAGCGUUUGAAUAUCUUUACUCUGGCGCUCAUGUCGGUAAGGUUGUCAUCAAGAUCUGA
Messenger RNA from Aureobasidium pullulans EXF-150, 1038 nucleotides. Its product is annotated as alcohol dehydrogenase. Bases 1 to 1038 code for a protein of 345 amino acids. Gene Ontology annotation, molecular function: oxidoreductase activity. Lineage: Eukaryota; Fungi; Ascomycota; Dothideomycetes; Dothideales; Saccotheciaceae. The record is from RefSeq and is a predicted model, not a curated record. The transcript has a single exon.